UCCUCAUUCAAUCUGAUUUCUCCUAAAAUUUGUAUAUUUUGAUUUCUUCUGAAAAUCUUUGAAAAAUCUUCUAAAUUUUUAUCAUUUGUUUUCUUCUGUAAAUCUUUCUGUUUUUGUUUCUCAUACCUUCAAUGGAAUCCGUUCAUGGUCUCAAACAGUCCACUAAAAAUCAACGAAUUCUUGUUUCUCCUGGUUCUGAUUCGUCUUGGGAAGGUUACGACGAAGUUAGAUCCAAACAUCGUAACGAUCCAACAGUGAUGAAUAAGCUACGUGAGAAAUUGAAGUCGAAAGCUACAGUUAAACAUGCACCCAAAGAAAUAGACAACAAGAUUGAAGGGGUUACAACACGCCCUAAUCUCCCAAAGGGAAUGAAAUACGUCAUCAAGAAGAUCACGUCCCACCCAUUGAGAUUCGGAACGGCAUAUAGGGCUAAUUUUCUUGAUGAUUUUGAAUCAUCAAUAGGUGGAGAUAUUGUUGUCAGAAGGCCAUUGAUGGUUAUGUUAGCGAUAACGACGAUCCCAAAAAAAACUAGGAGAGACAUCUCUCCAAACCAAGGAGAACUGAUUGAUGUCCAGUAG
Messenger RNA from Solanum dulcamara, 578 nucleotides. RefSeq lists its product as uncharacterized. NCBI's taxonomy places the organism in Eukaryota, Viridiplantae, Streptophyta, Magnoliopsida, Solanales, Solanaceae. The transcript is spliced from 2 exons. The coding region runs from base 132 to 578 and encodes 148 amino acids. The record is from RefSeq and is a predicted model, not a curated record.